This is a messenger RNA of Pleurotus ostreatus (oyster mushroom), 1521 nucleotides long. RefSeq lists its product as uncharacterized. The transcript has a single exon. Bases 1 to 1521 code for a protein of 506 amino acids. Gene Ontology annotation, biological process: amino acid catabolic process. Gene Ontology annotation, molecular function: polyamine oxidase activity; L-amino-acid oxidase activity. The record is from RefSeq and is a predicted model, not a curated record. NCBI's taxonomy places the organism in Eukaryota, Fungi, Basidiomycota, Agaricomycetes, Agaricales, Pleurotaceae.
AUGUACAGUAUGGCACAAACGUGGGUAUCAGGCGUCAUGGAAUCUCUCUCUGGGACUAACAAUAUCAGCAGGCAUUCUCCUCGUCAGGUAGCCAUCGUCGGAGGCGGAAUAGCUGGCCUUUAUGCUGGCCUCCUUCUCCAAUCCAAAGGGGUAGCUGUCCACAUUUUCGAGGCCAAUGAUAGGGUUGGCGGCCGAGUCUGGACUUACAGAUUCAACGAUGACAAGGAACAAUUCUUCGAGGCUGGCGCAAUGCGUAUUCCUAAAUCUCCCAUUCACCGACCAGUUCUUGACAUAAUCUCGUUUGUCAACUCGCGACUUGGAUCUAAACAUGUUGAAACCGUGCCCUAUAUUCUCCACUCGACGGGCAAUCGUGUAUACGUCAAUGAUCGACGCCGAGACGACGGCAGCAAUUUCUCCUUGUCGGACCUCAAUUCCCUGACCGCACACCGGCUGGGGUUCGACUUGCCGCAACCAUAUACUAAUAUGACUGCCACUGGGCUCUUGGAACCCAUUAUACAGCCCUUCGUCAAGGCCCUUCAGAACGAUUUCACGAUUGGUUAUAACGAGAUCAUGAAAUACGACGACCUGUCCUUCCGUAUGUACCUCAGGUCCGCCGCUCAAUGGCCCCCAGAAGUCAUCGACUUCGUUGAGCUUAUGCUCUCCCAAAGCAACCAGUACUCCUUAGGCUUUACCGAAGUAAUUCUUCAGAACAUGGACUUCUCCACGCGAGAGUGGUUUACCAUCAAAGACGGCAUGGACAGGCUUCCUAACGCCAUGGCACGAAUAAUUGGGCCCCAGAACAUCACACUCAACGCCAGAGUCCGCGGCUUCGCUGAACUUCCUAGCGGUGGUAUAACUAUAAAUUUCGACAGCUCCGCCGCCGCCAACCCCAUGGAUACAGUCUUCGACAACGUCAUCCUGGCACUUCCACCUGCAGCAAUCCGUAGCAUGCUUACUCACCGGCCGAGAUGGUCGCCUACCAAAGAGGCCGCUAUACGUGCCGUUCAUUUUGAACCACUGUUCAAACUCGGACUUCGCUUCAAAACGCGCUUUUGGGAGCGCGUUCACCGCCCGUCGUUUGGGGGACAAUCCAUCACGGACCUUCCUAGCCGCUGGGUCGUCUACCCUUCCAAUGGGAUGGGCACUCAGGGGCCCGGCGUACUGUUGACCUACUCGUGGAUGACAGACGCGAAUACAUGGCUACCACUGUCGGAUGAGGACCGGAUUGAUUUGGCGUUGAGGGAUCUUGCCAAACUCUACCUCAAAGAAAUCAACGUCUACGACGAGUUCAUUGAGGGAAAGGCGAUAUGCUGGUCGAGCAACUGGUCCUGUGGGGAUGCCAUGUUUCUUCCUGGGCAACAUACAGCGUAUGCAAGGGUUCUAGCAACGCAUGAGCGUGGCGUUUACUUUGCUGGUGAACAUCUCUCUCGCCAUCACACAUGGAUAGUUGGGGCGAUUGACUCGGCUUUGAACACUGUCCGUGAUAUGUUGAAUGACCAAAGCUUGUCUUUUUUGUCGUAG